AUGUCGACGAAGUCUUCCAAAACAGUUCUCAUUACAGGAGGCAAUGGGGCGUUGGGAUCACAUAUCGCCUUCGAGAUUGCGAAGACACACCCGGAAGUCUUCUUCAUCCUCACGUCGCGUAGAGAAAACGACGCGCAGGCGCAGAAGAUUACGGCUCAGCUGCACGACAGUGGCGUGAGCGCUUUCGAGUUCUUGGCGCUCAACUUGGCCAGCUUCGCGUCGGUCAAAGCCUUCGCAGCCAAGGUGGCCGAGAGAGUUCGGUCGAAGACCAUCCCACCCAUCGCCGUCCUGAUCAACUCGGCUGCAUAUUCGUCGUACGAGGUGGACGAGAAAACCGCGGAUGGAUUGGAUCCGGUAUACCAGACAAACGUUCUAUCUCCGUUCCUCUUGACUGUGCUCUUGCUGGAGGACGGAUUCCAGGUGGUGGAUGGCGCGCCACGUGGCAAAAUCAUACAGAUCACCAGUGAGACCGUGUCGAUGGGCCAAGUGGACUUUUUCGACUCCUGGGGGCCGACCGAACAGAUGCCUGUCGGUUCCAGCUUGGCGGUCACGCAGGGACUCACAAGAUAUGGCAGCAGUAAGUUGAUUGGAGACCUGACCAUGUAUACUUUGAGGGAGAAGAUGUUGGAGGGCAAAACCAAGGGAGUCAACAUUUUCUCCCUGGAUCCCGGCGGGAUGAACCACAACAGCAACCUCUCCCGGGGCAAGAUGCCGACGGCUCUGAAGCUUCUGGCAAACAUCCUUGUCAUUCUAGGGCCCUUUGUCAGGUUGUUCAAGAAGAGCAUGAUCAACCAUCCCAGCGUCCCGGCUGCAGCGGUAGCCAAGGCGGCCUUUGAUGCGGCAACCGACGGCGUCGACAAGGAGGUGUAUUUCGUGCUGGAUGAACAGAUCGGGUUGCAACGCAUAGCAAAGGCCAUGGCAGAGCAUAAGGAGGCAGUGUUCGAGAGGGUCCUGAAGGAUACGGGGGUCGGCAUGAACCGAAUAGACCGGCUGACGGGGUGA
Messenger RNA from Cladophialophora carrionii CBS 160.54, 1002 nucleotides. RefSeq lists its product as uncharacterized. NCBI's taxonomy places the organism in Eukaryota, Fungi, Ascomycota, Eurotiomycetes, Chaetothyriales, Herpotrichiellaceae. The record is from RefSeq and is a predicted model, not a curated record. The transcript has 2 exons. The coding region runs from base 1 to 1002 and encodes 333 amino acids.